Messenger RNA from Insectozyma verbasci, 1806 nucleotides. NCBI's taxonomy places the organism in Eukaryota, Fungi, Ascomycota, Pichiomycetes, Serinales, Debaryomycetaceae. The record is from the annotation of a GenBank genome assembly.
AUGAAAACUACAAAAGAGAAAAGAGCAUCAAUAGCUUGCAAUACUUGUCGAGAAUCGAAACUAAGGUGUAUUAAUAAUUGUGAUCAAUCUUCAUGUCAACGAUGUUCAACAUUAAAUUUACCAUGUACAUAUACUUUAAAAACAAGUCAAUUAAAGAAAAGAAAACUAACAAAAAUGUUUAAACCCACUAUUACAAAUCUAGAAAUCAAUACGGUGAUACUACCAGACAAGAAAUUAAUUAUUGAAGUUGUUGAAAUUUUUUUUGAAAAUCAAUAUAAAGGAAUAUUUCCAUUAUUUCAUAAACCAACAUUCAUUACAUUUUUAAAAAGUGAUUCAUUCAAUCCUACAACCUUCAUAAAUACAAAAGAAGGUAAAGAUUUUAUAAUCCCUACUCCAGUCACAUUAUUAGCUAUAUUGGCUCUUUGUUCAAGAUUACAUUCUGAAUUGCCUAAAAUUUAUGGAAAUUUUGAUGAAUUAAGGCCUAAUGACUUCUUUCCACAUUUCACUCAAGUUAUAAAUUUGGAUUCUGCUGCUAAUUCAAGUAAAUAUUUUGGAUUUCAUUGUAAACGAUUAAUUGGAAUGGAAUUUGAUAAUCCUACAAUUUCAAAUAUUCAAGCAUUAUGUAUUUUGAGUAGUCAUGAAUGGGGUGAAGGUAAUGCUACUAAAAGUUAUAUGUAUAGUGGUAUAGCAGCUAGAAUGGCAUUUAUAUUAGGAUUAAAUAAAGAACCUAAAAUUGAAAUUGAAUAUGACAAUUUUCAAAAUUGUUUGAGAAUGGAAAGUAAAAGACGAGCAAUAUGGUCUGUUUAUAUGAUGGAUCGAUGUAAUGCAAGUGGGAGAAAGAGUAAUUCAGUUAUAAAUUUAGAUGAUAUACAUGUGAAUUUACCUUGUAGUGAAAAGGAAUUUUUAUUUGGAAAUAUGAAUAAAUUGAAAACUCGAGAUGAAGUUGCUCAAUUAAUAGAUGAUUCAGACAUUGAUGAAUUGAAUUAUGUUUCAUGUAAUGGGUUUUUAAUUACACUAUUUGAAACAUGGAGGGAAAUUUCAAAAUGGGUAGGUGAAACAGGAGGCAAAUUGGAAAAAUUACCACCAUGGGAUACAAAUUCUCCAUAUUACAAAUUUUCAAAAACAUUAGACAAUUUUGAAUUAAACCUACCUAAUCAUUUGAAAUUUGAUCAAUUCAAUAUUCAAGCUCAUAUUGCUGAUAAUUCAGCUGCAGAUUUUGCUUAUUUUCAUGGUUUAUUCUUUUUAUGUAAAAUAUUCCUUAAUAGAGAAUAUUUUUAUCUGAGUCCAACUAGUUCACCUAAAAAUUGGUGGUUUGAACAAUCAAAUGAAUUAUUUGAGUUACUUGAUAAAUUAGAUUCAAUUACAAAAAUUUUAAAACCAAUGAAUUUAAUGGUUAUUGCACCAUUUACAGGAUUCCAAGUUUUUACUACAAGUGCAACUGCUUAUUAUGUAAGUGCAUAUCCAUCAAAGAUACUAAAAAGGCAAUUUCCAAAUCAAAAUUUAAAUAAAAAAUAUCUUAAAAUGGGUGAUGAUUCAUUAGAAACUUUGAAAAGUUGGCUGAAAUCAUGGGGACUAGGUAAAAAUUGGAUUGAGACAUUAAAAGGUUUGAAAGAAGUAUUUGGUAAAGUUUCAAAUUUAGAUGAUGAUUUAAGACAUAAAAUGCAUGAUUAUGGAAAUAUUGAUCAAACAAUGCAAAUUAAAAAUUUAAUAACAAUUGAUGAAGGUCCAGUUUUGGAUUUCAUGAAUAAUUUGAAUUUAUCUGGUAUAUUUCCUGAUUGGAAUAAUGCAAUGAAUAUUCAAUUAUAG